AUGAGUCAUAUGAAGUUUUUUAAAUAUUUCUCGGAAAAGAAUAGGCAGAAGAACAACGCCCCCCCGGAGAGCUCCUGCGGCAUGUCAUUUCACAAAAAAAAGUUUCGAAAAUAUUUACACUUUUUAAUCAGCAGAACUAAGGGGGAAGGCAAAAAAGUAAUUACGAAUAAAAAGAACAACCUGGAGAAGGAAGAGCAAAAAGGAGGAGAGAAGAAUGGCAGCAUCCCCCCAAUUGAAAACAGUAAUACGCAACGAAAGUCCAUCAAAGUGGAAAAAAAUGGAAAACACGCAAAUAAGGCAAGUGAUGCAAAUAGGGCAAGUGAUGCAAGUAAUGCAAAUAGGGCAAGUGAUGCCAGCAAUGCAAACAGUGCCAUUAAUGCCAGCAAUGGCAAGAUUUCAAAAAAGAAGCAUUUUAUUGACCUUUUCGCACCAAGCAAACACGUCAAAAUGAGAAAACACAGCAACUGCCUUAUGAAAAAAGAAGGAGUGUCGCGCAAUAGUGUAGAGAGGACCAAAUUAUUUAAACUCAAUUACGAUUAUCACAAUAAAAGAAGGGGGCAUUUAUUCAAGUUUCCAUUUUUAAAGAGAAAUAAUUACAAAAAUGAGGAAAUUGAAGACUUUAUGCAAAUGAACACUACUGCAGGACUUGAAUUUUCGACGGAUUCCCAGAUGAACAAUUAUAAAAAUCAGGUAGACAGAAGAUAUGGCUGGGCCCCUUCGUAUGGAAUUCGAAAUUUUUGCAAAAUGUACUCUAAGGGGGGCAUUUUUCAAAAUUCGAAAAAUGCGCAUGGAGAGAAUGGAGACAUGCUUACCAAUAACAUGUACAUGUAUGCAAAGACCAUCUUAGAGGAACAAGGUCGAGGGGGGAUGCGCAAGCAGAAAUCGGCUACCCCCGCUAAGAAGGCCGAAGCUGCCAAAUCGUCCAAGUUCAAGGGGUUC
This is a messenger RNA of Plasmodium cynomolgi strain B, 939 nucleotides long. RefSeq names its product rac-beta serine/threonine protein kinase. The annotation marks the transcript as partial. Lineage: Eukaryota; Apicomplexa; Aconoidasida; Haemosporida; Plasmodiidae. The transcript has a single exon. The record is from RefSeq and is a predicted model, not a curated record.